UCUCCCUCUUUAUUUUUAUCUCUUUGCCCUUGGGUGCAGCCUGGCCCUACGAUUACAGGCACCUGUAUACCCACUGUCCAGGCCCGGAGUGGAGCGUUAUGUGCCGAGGCUGCUGCGAGUAUGACUUGAUCCGCUGUAAAUGUCCACUACAGCGGACCACGGUGGGUUACGCUGUGCCCUGCUGCCGCAAUGCCAUCAAUGAGUGUGACCCCUGCAUCAUCCAUCCAGGUUGCAGUAUUUUUGAGAACUGUAAGCGUUGUAACAAUGGAACAUGGGCACCCCAGGAUGACUUCUUUAUUAAUGGCAAAUACUGUGCUGAGUGUCGUCCCGGCUGGUCUGGUGGAGACUGCAGGAAGUGUGGGGGAGUGAUCCAUAAACGACAGGGCCACUUGGUUCUCGAGAGCUACCCCAACAACGCCAGGUGUGAGUGGACGAUACAGGUGGACAGGACAUUUACUAUUGAACUCAGGUUUAUGAUGCUAAGUCUGGAAUUUCAUCCUUCCUGUCGCUAUGACUACGUCGAGGUCCGAGAUGGAGACAGCAUCAAUGCUCGUGUCAUCGGUAGAUUCUGUGGGAACAGCCGGCCAGCUCCACUUCAGAGCUCUAGCAACAGUUUGCACAUUACGUUUGUGUCUGAUGGGUACAAGAACUUUGAUGGGUUCUUCGCUACUUUCCAGGAAAGCUCAGCAUGCAGUUCCUCUCCUUGCCUGCACGACGGGACUUGUAUCUUGGACAGUUCUUACACUUAUCACUGCGCCUGUCUGGCUGGCUACACAGGCAAGAGGUGUGAAAAUGUGGUGGGUUGCCGCAGGCCUCCAGUGCCCACACAUGGUUCUACAGAGGGUCUGUUUCAUCACUCUGGUGCCCGCAUCAAGUAUCGUUGCGACCCUGGGUUUGAGCUGCAGGGGUUUCGUACUGCCAUCUGCCUGAGUGAUGGCACCUGGAGUGCUCCUGCUCCAGAGUGUGUGCCAGUGGAAAGAGUCUGCACUCUGCCAUCCAAACCUAGAAACGGUAACCACUUUUUAGUUUAUGGACCCAACGAUGUCCUCAUUGCUCUUCAGUAUUUGUGCCACCAGCCCUAUGAACUUGUUGGGAGUUCACAGAGAACCUGCCUUCCUAACAAUACAUGGAGCGGGGCACCUCCUGUUUGCACUAAAGUGAACAACACACUAACUGAAGCUGAGAAAAAGACGGAAAAGGGCAAAAACAUGGACAUUGAUAAAAAGCUCACCAAAACUAAAGAGAGACAACAAAAUACAACAGCAAGCAAAACGGUUGGUGGGAAAGAUAUAAACUCUGGUCUGGAGAUUACAACACCAGUCUACGUGGAAGAUAAAUAUGGUCUAACCACUCCAGAAAAUGCUGUGGAUAAAGGCAGGGAUGAAGGAGACUUGGAGGAGAGAAAUACAGGGUCAAAAGAGCCCGGUGAGGGCAGGAAAAAUGAAGUGGAUAAUGUAGACCCAGAUGACAAUCUGAACAGAGUUGAAGAGAAAGAACCAGAAGCAACAAAAUCGCCUGAGGAAAAAGAAAGUGACUCAGACUUUAACCUGGAGAAAGAGAAGACAAACACCACAGUGCCAGUGGUUAGAAAAGACAAAGGACAAGAGGAGAAGGAAAGAAAAGAGGAGCAAAUCAACGGAAAAAGAGAUCCAGACAAAUUUGGUCCAAAUGAAACCAAGCUGAAGACAGCUGUACCAGAGGGUAGCAACACUGUAGAUAUAUCUGAACUGGAAAGGACAAAGAACAACACAGCUACACCGGAUUCAAAGGAUACAAAUAAAGAAAACAAUACUAUCGAAACUUCAGUGACAGGGAGGAAAAUCUUUCCCACUCGAGUCAAUGUGACACAAUUCACCUUGUACAGAGCAGAGGAUGAACCUGUGAAGUCAAAGGAGAAAUUGAUGAAUAAAAAAGUCGAGACUGGAGGAGAUUCCUUGGAGAACACGGCAGAGAUGGAAACAAAGAAGGAGCAGGAAGAAAAAAAGAAGGAGAAAGAAAUUAACCAAAGUUUCAUUGAAAGGAAGUGUCCACCUCUGCCUCGCCUGCACAACGGCUACCAGCUGGUGGUGCCAGGGAUGGAGUCAGAGACAGUGGAGUUCAUGUGCAACCACUCGUAUGCACUAAGUGGAGAUAAGAGACGUACCUGUCAGCCAGGAGGGACCUGGGGUGGCAAACAACCCAUCUGUGUCAGAGCAUGCCGAGAACCUAAAGUAUCAGAGCUGGUCAAACAAACUGCCCUGCCUCCUCGGGCACCAUUCAGGAAGACACCUUUGCACAAGCUCUUCUCCUCUGCAGCUGGCCAGCAGCUUUGGUCUGAGGUGCCCACCAGAAGCCCUCCAGAGCUGCCCCCGUUGCCUCAGGGCUUCCAUCACCUUUACACACAUAUAGAGUAUGAGUGUGCAUCUCAGUUUUACCGUCACUUUGGCAGUCCUCGUCGCACUUGCUUGCAGACAGGGAAGUGGAGUGGGCGCCAUGUCUCCUGUUCACCAGUGUGUGGGAAGCAUGUAACCUUCGACCCAGAGAGGCUGGACGAGGCUCACUGGCCCUGGCUGGCAGCCAUUUACCGCCACUCCAACAAGGGCACUGAAAUGAAGGUGUCCAAGGCAAACAGCCAGGCAGGGUCUCUGAAGAAGAACGAAGGGACCAAAAGUGACAUCCUAAAUCAGGCUUCUGACUGGCAGCUGGUCUGCAGUGGGGCUCUGGUUAACCAAAAGAGUGUUGUGGUUGCAGCUCACUGUGUGACAGAACUAGACAAGGUGUAUCCUGUGGAUACAGCCACGAUAAAGGUGGUGGUGGGGAAGCACUAUCGCGAUGACCACAGAGAAAAGAAAGGUCCUCAGCACCUGAGGGUGACCUCUAUUUCUGUGCAUCCAAACUAUGACCCCAAUAUUCUUGACUCUGACAUCGCUGUGAUCAAGUUACACGACAAGGCAAGAGUUGGAGAUAAAGUCCUGCCACUCUGUUUGCCAGAGAGUCAAGAAGAAGAUACAUCUGGUCAUGGACUUGUGACAGGCUGGUCUCCACUGCCUGAUUCCAGUUUAGGUACUGAUGAAAAAGCAAGGGUUGGGCUGGUCCACCUUGCUGAUAUCGUCCCGUGUGAGCAGCAAUAUGCUCGUAAUGGUGUGCCAGUCAGUGUUACAGACAAUAUGCUUUGUGCAAGCCAAAAGCCCAAUUACAAACCAUCUAACAUUUGUCCCUCUGACACCGGGGGGAUCCUUGUCCUCCCUGCCCUCUCUGAGAAUCAGGUCAGCUAUAAUUCAAAGCCCUCUCACAUUCAUGGAAACAACAAAGGCUUGUGGAGACUCCUGGGCUUGGUGAGCUUUGGCUAUGACCAAGGGGACUGUGAUCCUGAACUCUACACAGUUUACACACAUGUAGCAAAUUUCAUAGACUGGAUUCAGAGUACUAUGAAAUAA
Messenger RNA from Nematolebias whitei (Rio pearlfish), 3416 nucleotides. It is a transcript of the gene pamr1b, whose product is annotated as peptidase domain containing associated with muscle regeneration 1b. Lineage: Eukaryota; Metazoa; Chordata; Actinopteri; Cyprinodontiformes; Rivulidae. The transcript is spliced from 14 exons. Gene Ontology annotation, molecular function: serine-type endopeptidase activity. Gene Ontology annotation, biological process: proteolysis. Bases 99 to 3416 code for a protein of 1105 amino acids. The record is from RefSeq and is a predicted model, not a curated record.